This is a messenger RNA of Diabrotica virgifera virgifera (western corn rootworm), 4592 nucleotides long. Its product is annotated as endoplasmic reticulum junction formation protein lunapark-B-like. The coding region runs from base 183 to 1505 and encodes 440 amino acids. The record is from RefSeq and is a predicted model, not a curated record. Gene Ontology annotation, biological process: endoplasmic reticulum tubular network organization. The transcript is spliced from 5 exons. Gene Ontology annotation, cellular component: endoplasmic reticulum tubular network. NCBI's taxonomy places the organism in Eukaryota, Metazoa, Arthropoda, Insecta, Coleoptera, Chrysomelidae.
GGUGUCAAUCUUGCUUCACUAUUUGAAUGGGACAUGGCCAUUCCAUGGUCAAAUCCAAAAAAGUAUUUUAGGUUAGAAAAAAACUGAAAAAAGUCAACUAAAAAAUUACUCAUUGCCGGCCAAUUUAAUCAGUUUCGUUAAUAACCCACCUACCAGUUCAUUUUGAAACUACUUAAAGCAAUAUGGCACUCAUAAUAGCAAAAUUUAGGAAGAAGAAAAGCACAUACGAGGUGUUAGAAAAGUUAGAGAAUGAGAUAGUCUCUAUAGAAGAAUUUGGCAGAGGUACAGAGCUGUACAGAAAAAAAGUGAUUGGUAGAUUUAUAUUGCUAGCUGUUUUAACUUAUUUAAUACUAUCGUGUUUAAUUUAUUAUUAUUACAACCGGAUAUCGUCGAACAAUAAACUCAUCUACAUCAUACCUCUCGUCGCAUUCUCUUUCAUCGUAGUUAUUAUUAAAAAAUUCCUUGCGUGGUAUUAUGCCAUAAAGCUGCAAAGAAACGAAAAGAAACUAGUAAAGUUGAGAGAAGACAAGAAAAAGAUCAUCGAUAAUGUUAUGGAAACGGAAACGUAUAAAGUGGCGAAGAAGAUAUUAGAUAAGUUUGGAAACGAAACAAAAAAACCAGUACUUGAAGUAUCCACAACCACAGAUUUAGUGGCCCGAACUAGUCAGGCGGGACUUCGUCAAAGAAAUAUAGGAGCAAAUCAAACUUUGAAAACACGACUGUUUGCUGGGUCAACGGCCAUGUUUCAAAAUAGACCUCUUCCACAGCAGGCGCCUUUAUUGGGACCUUCAAGGAGUAAUACUCUUGUACCUACUCCUGGAUUAAGGAUGGCGGCUCCGAGGGCUGGACCUUUAGCUACUGGCACACCUCUGCCUUCACCAAUGGGCGUAUUACCAGCAAAUCGGUCGGUACUAGAUAAGAUGGUGGAUUAUUUGGUUGGUGAUGGCCCGUCAAAUAGGUACGCCCUUAUUUGCAAAAAAUGUUUUUGCCACAAUGGUAUGGCGGUGAAAGAAGAAUUCGAAUAUAUCUCAUUUAGAUGUUACUACUGCGCACAUUUCAAUCCAGCCAGAAAAAUGAAACCAACGGGGCCGAGAUUCGGAAGCACUUCAAAAAUCGAGUCAGUAGACAAUUCUUCUGAUUCCGAUAGAGAUUCUCCAGAUUCUGAUCCGGAGACAACUCUACAGCCAAUAGAAUCUGUGAAAUCUAGACGAUCGUCCUCAGAAACAGAAGUUCCAGUACCGAUUCAAACUGUUGCCGCAGUCGAAUUACCGAAAGAAUCUGCGAGCGAAAGGAAUUCAAAUUCUUCCCCUGAACUCGAAAAAUAUUCUGAUUUUGACAAAUUGUCUGACUUAGAAUCUCGAGAAAGCGAACCUACCGAUAAAUCACCAGAAGAUUCAGGGAUACCCCAGGAAUCGGUCGAAAGUACAAAUGCCACUCCUGAAAAGGCUGUAUUCGAGGAGACUCCCAUGGAAAUCGAUCGGGACAAGUCUGCCACAGAAUUUUAAAUUCUUUUAAAUUUUAGGGAGAGUAGAGAAUUUGAUAAAGGUGUUCGUGAUAUUGUUGCUAAAUAGGAGUUUUUGGUUCAUCAAUAUUUUAUCUACAUAAAAACAAGGAUUUUUAUUAAGAGGCACCAGUAGCGAUCAACAGGUAGCAACAAACGCGGUCCAAGAUUGCAGUUGUAAUUUUGAAUAUUUUGUCGAGAUAUUUGGCACACAUAUUCGUAAUACAUACAGGGUGAUUGAUUAGUAGGGUAAAGCUCAAUAGCUCCGCUAUAGUAAUAGAUAGCAAUAAAAGUUAAUAACAAAAAUUUUAGCCACCUUUGAGCAUUACAAAAAUUAGUUAGAAUAUUACACGGUGUUCGAUAACACAGUGGCAGACCUAACUUGUUUUUUUUUAAUGGAACACCCUAUAUUUUAUUUUAUAUUCGAAAUCUUUUUAACUUCUCCAUCACAAAAAUAUAAAGGUUUGUUAUGUUAUACAGGGUAUUUACAAAGUUAUAACCAAUUUUAUAUGAAAAUCGUAACAAGUUCAACUCCCUGUAUAAAUAAAAAUAAGUACAACAGCAAUGGUUUAUUAAUGCCAUAUUUUUUUAUUUAUUGUCAAAAUUUUUAAGAAUGCUUGAUAUUGCUAAUUUUCUUUAUAUCAAAUACAGGGUGAGUCAAAACGCAAGUACAUUAUUUUCUCAGUAAUGUUAAAUGGAACACCCUGUAUUUUAUAUCAUUAUUGAAAAGUAACAUUAACGUACUUUAAUUUUUAUAUAACAUUCCCUAUGCCCAAAUUUAUUAGUUUUCGAGAUAUUUUCAUUUUUCAGAGCAAAUUAUUUUAGGUGUUUAAAUUUAUCUAAAUUUUAAGUAAGCCAUGACUGAAUUAACAGUUGAAGAUUACCGAUUAUCAAUCCGGUAAUCAAUGUAACACUGUAGCAAACAAAGAAAUAAAAAUAAUUUAUUAGUAAUACAUUUUACAAACAAAAACACAACCACUACAAGCAACAUUUUUGAAACAAUGAAAAACUAUCUUUUUAUGUAAAUGCAACAAAUAAACAAAGAAAAUUAUUAAUAAAUUUUACAAAAAAACACAAAAACAAAAUACAAUAUUUUGUGAAGACAAUUAAACACUACUUUUGUAUGUAAAUGUAACAAUGUAACAAAUAAAGAACGAAACAUAAUUUAUCAGUAUAACAUUUUGCAAAAAAACAUGUAUGAAAAAAUUAGAAGCUACUUUUAAUAAAAUAUUUUUAAUAUUUAAUUACAUAAGGUGUUCAGAAUUACCUCCUAACACAUUUAUGCACGCCUAAAAACGAUCAUUGGUUGAGCUACUUGCUCUACGAAGCAUUUGUAAAUUAACACAUCGAAAUACACUUUGUAUUCUAUUUUUCAUCUCAUCCCUUGUUGUUGGAGGUAUUUUAUAAACUUCAUUAUUAACGCAACCUCAAAAAAAUCAGUGCAGUCUAUUAAAUUCUGGUGAUUUGGGUGGCCACGCUACUGGUCCAUUGAAAAAUGAAAAUAUCUCGAAAACUAAUAAAUUUAGACAUAGGGAAUGUUAUCUAAAAAUUAAAGUACGGUAAUGGUACUUUUCAAUAGUGAUAUAAAAUACAGGGUGUUCCAUUUAAAAUUACUGAGAAAAUAAUGAACUUGCGUUUUGACUCACCCUGUAUUUGAUAUAAAGAAAAUUAGCAAUAUCGACCAUUUUUGAAAAUUUUGACAAUACUUUAAAAAAUAUGGCAUUAAUAAACCAUUGUUGUUUUGCUUAUUUUUAUUUAUACAGGGAGUUGAACUUGUUACGAUUUUCAUAUAAAAUUGGUUAUAACUUUGUAAAUACCCUGUAUAACAUAACAAACCUUUAUAUUUUUGUGAUGGAGAAGUUAACAGGAUUUUGAUUUUAAAAUAAAAUAUAGGGUGUUCCAUUUAAAAAAAAAACAUAAGUUUGGUCUGCCACUGUGUUAUCGAACACCCUGUACCAUUUUAACUAAUUUUGUAAUGUGAAGCUCAAAGGUGGCUAAAAUUUUUGUUAUUAACUUUUAUUGCUAUCUAUUACUAUAGCGGAGCUAUUGAGCUUACCCUACUAAUAAAUCAACCUGUAUAGUAAAGAAUGGCGGUACAGAGCCGAAUUUGAGACAUAUCGUAGUAUGUGGAAAUUACUCUAUAACUAAAUAAAAUAUUACAAAAAGGAGCCUGUACCGCCAUUAAGAAAAACAAAAAAAUAAACUUUCUUCAAAUAAACUUUUUUAUCCCAUGCCUAGAUUUUGUGUCAUAUUGACCUAGUAAAAUUUUUUAUCUCUAACAAGAAAUCGAACAUAUUAUAACUAAAUAACUGAUUAGUCAACAUAGAGAAAGUGUCACUGUCAUUUUGACAAACCUACGUCAGAUUUCUGUUCUGUUAUCUACAUAGGAAUUACUAACACUCGAUACGAAUCUUUUCCGCCAUGUUUUACCGUAGCGCCGUAGAGUGUUCGUAAUCCCUAUGCAGAUAACAGAACAGAAAUCUGACGCAGGUUUGUCAAAAUGACAGUGACACUUUCUCUAUGUUGACUAAUCAGUUAUUUAGUUAUGAUAUAUUCGAUUUCUUGUUAGAGAUGAAAGAUUUUACUAUGUCCAAUAUGACACAAAAUCUAGGCAUGGGAUAAAAAAGUUUAUUUGAAGAAAGUUUAUUUUUUUGUUCUUCUUAAUGGCGGUAUAGGCUCCUUUUUGCAAUGUUUUAUUUAGUUAUAGAGUGAUUUGCACAUACUAACGUAUUUCUCAAAUUGGGCUCUGUACCGCCAUUCUUUAUUAUAUUACGAAUAUGUGUGCCAAAUAUCUCGACAAAAUAUUCAAAAUUACAGCCGCAAUCUUGGACCGCGUUUGUUGCUACCUGUUGAUCGCUACUGGUGCCUCUUAAAUGUUGUAACUUGUCCCUUUUGGAGUUGUUGAUAAAUUAUAGCGUAGAUACUUACUACUAACGUUUCAAUCCUUUUAAAUCCUUGUGUAACUAGAUAAAAAGGAAAUUAUGUAAAAAGUUAUAGAUUCAUUCAUAUCAGCAGGAUACUAAGUUGUUUUUAAAAAUGUACAUAAAUCGAUUUAAUAUUUUUUAAUACUGAUUAAACACAUAACUUAGAU